AAAAAAAGAGUCCAAAUGGACUACUCCCUCCUCCCUCUCGGUCAAAACCGCCUCAUCCUCCCCAGUUCUCACUUUUCCCCUAAAUUGAAAGAUACGAACCCUAGCUCCUCUCUCUGCCUUUGCCUCUCAGCGAAACGCCGCCACUGGGUCGCCGGAGUACCGCCAGCACCAGUACCAAACCUCCUUCACCCUUCAAUCUCCUUUCCAUUCACGAAUUCUCAAAUCGAGGGGAAAUCCUUAAACUCUUCUCCCUCCUUACUCGACGGAACGCCUCCACUCGCGACACCAAAUCGCCGGCGUCGUUGCCGACGUCGUAGUGUGCUCGUCGCGCUCUGUCGCCGCCUCCAUUGCUUCUCCCGAAUCCGCCGUUUUCUCCAAAUCGUCGCUGCACCAGAGUCGACGCCACUGCACCCUCCGUUUCGUCGGUCAGCACUACCGCCGCCUCACCGUUCUCCGGCAGAUUUGUCAAGAUUGGGGAAAAUAUUGAAAGUCAGGGGGUGUGUGGAACUGCAAUCCGUCGUUUCCGGGCUGCCGAGCCGGAAUCCGGCAGAUUCGUUCACAAGAGAUAAGUUUCUUAAAUUACCUUGGUUUAGCUAUUGUAGGAUUUUGGUUUCUCUAUUCCAUGUGUUUGGUGAAUUGUGAGUAUAUGCCUAGAAGACUCAGUGGUGAAACAUGUUGGUAAACUUGCUGUGUGUUGUUGAUUUCAAAUUUGGGGCAGAUUCUACUUUCAAAAUGUAUAUAUAUGCAUAUGCUUGUACAUAUAUGAAAGAAAAGAAAGGCUUGGGAUUCACUAUGCAUUCACGCUGAUUGAAAAACAUGGAGGAGGGUUUUUACCUGAUGAAAAUGCUGAGUUUCAAAAGAACUUGGAAAAACAUGGAGGGUUUUUACCUGAUGAAAAAGCUGAGUUUGAAAAGAACUUGGAAAACUCUUGCUACCUAGCUCCACUCUCUGCCCCUUUCACCUAGAAACUCCCUCUCUAACUCUCUCUAUAUUUGCUGGAUUUCGAUGUGUGUGGGAGGUAGGGGUUUAAUGCAUAUGAGGGGGGUUCUUAUAGGCAAACUUUGGUGUAUUUGGGAGGAAUUUAUGGGACAGAUCCUCAUUUGUUUUCAUACGCAGCAUAUCCCCUUGUUUGAUCCUCCCUGCAGCACUUUUACUUAAGAAUUUUGGUGUUAUUUGUAGUACUAUGCACUUUGCAUUUAUUUCUUCUUGUUCGUUUGUGGCUGGUACAUAAGCAUGGAUUUGCAGGAUUGACUUGCCCCUUUUGUGUAAGUCUUUGGUCUUCCAACUAAAGAGAGGUUGUCUCCUUCCUCAUGGUAAGUUUCUUUUAAUUUCUUUUGUUCUUUAGUAACUAAAGGUUGUUUUUAUCUUGUAGGUGAGGGAAUGGCUUGUCUGCCACGUUGCUCUCGCCGCGACGGGCUCGCUGCCUCAGGCCUUCGUGCUCGCUGCCUGGAGUCGAAGGCUGUACGGCCACGGGUCGUGGAACGGGCCCAAAGUGCAAGCCAUACUAGAUUUUAUUCUUUAGCUUUUAGCCCAAGGUGCAAGUCAUACGGGAGACGAUCCUAUAGAUUAAUGUAUCUUGUUUUCGAACGCUUUUAGUUCGGGAUAACAUCUUCGUAUUCUUUUCUCGUCGUUUGCCGUAUUUCUUACACAUUCACAUAUUUAUGUACUCUCACCGUUGUAACAUAGAUACUGAAACUCUUGUAUUGAUUCUAACUGAAGGCAUGGUUUUUUAUACUCUUCAA
Molecule: messenger RNA, 1742 nt
Organism: Salvia splendens (bonfire salvia)
Lineage: Eukaryota; Viridiplantae; Streptophyta; Magnoliopsida; Lamiales; Lamiaceae
Exons: 2
Coding region: 16-642 (208 amino acids)
Source: RefSeq, a predicted model, not a curated record